AUAUUUUAUUUAUAUAGUUAAAUUAAUUUAUAUAUUGUUGUUAUUAUUAUUCUUAUUGAGUAUUUUAUUAAAUAAAGUAUUUCUAAUACUUUAUAGGGUAAUUUAUUGAAUCUGAUUGUAAAAAAAAUUUGUUUUAAACAUGGCUUCAGCAGAUCCAAUGGGUCUUACUAAAACUUGGGAACUUUCACUAUACGAAUUGCAUAGAUCUCCUCAAGAAGCUAUUACAGACAACACCGAAAUUGCUGUAUCCCCGCGAAGUCUACAUAGUGAACUAAUGUGUCCAAUAUGUUUAGACAUGUUGAAAAAAACAAUGACUACUAAAGAAUGUCUCCACAGAUUUUGUUCAGACUGUAUUGUAACUGCUCUUCGUUCGGGUAAUAAAGAAUGCCCUACUUGUCGUAAGAAACUUGUAUCUAAACGUUCUUUACGCCCUGAUCCAAAUUUUGAUCUUCUCAUAUCUAAGAUCUAUCCAAGCCGUGAUGAAUAUGAAGCACAUCAGACUAGAGUAUUGGAAAAAUUAAAUAAGAGUCAUAGUCAGGCCAAUUUGGUUCAGUCAAUAAAUGAAGGUAUUAAAUUACAAACUCAAAAUCGACUACAACGAACCAAAAAAAACCAAAGUGAAGAAUUAAAUGAAAGUAGUUCAUCAACUACUUCAAAACCUUCAAAUAGUUCAAGUCGAGAUAAUGUAACAAGAACAAUGGUACAAACAAAAGUUGCAAAGAAAAUGAAAUCUGUUAUGAUCUCAGAAAAAGAAGGACCUGCUUCAACCGUUGACACCUCGGAUAUAACAGAAUGUGAUGGUACAUCAAAAGGUGUAUCAGUUGAUGAAAUAGAACUAGUAUUUAAACCUCAUCCUACAGAAAUGGCUAGUGAUAAUCAAUUGAUCAGAGUUUUGAAAGAAAACUCUGUACGUUAUAUAAAAACAACAGCUAAUGCAACUGCUAUUGAUUGGGAGAUAAAUAGGAUGUAUAGUGGAUAUGCCUUGGACCUAACUCAUCAAUAUUAUAUAGCAGUAGCUUAUAAAUUAUGGGUUAUGUUAUCAUUGCAUUAA
Molecule: messenger RNA, 1051 nt
Organism: Diuraphis noxia (Russian wheat aphid)
Lineage: Eukaryota; Metazoa; Arthropoda; Insecta; Hemiptera; Aphididae
Product: E3 ubiquitin-protein ligase RING1-like
Cellular component (GO): PcG protein complex; ubiquitin ligase complex
Molecular function (GO): chromatin binding; ubiquitin protein ligase activity
Source: RefSeq, a predicted model, not a curated record